GGUUCGCGUAGGUGUCUUGCAUCGUGUGCACGUAUCCCAGCGGGCUGGGACACAUAAAGGGAUCCACUUCCCCAGACUCUGUCCCUGUGACUUCGCGAUUUCCAUCGAUCCUUCCUCUUUAUUACUCUUCGACUGUUGGUAACUAUCGUCCAUCAUGACACCUCAUGCGGAGAAGGACGCCGUCGAGCAAGUGGAGCAGGCUCAGAGCUCUACUGACAGUACUGCCUUGGGCGAGCGCGGCUUCGUUGGUGAAGCCAAUGAGCUGCCAAAGGGAUACUUCUAUUCCCCUUUCUUCAUCGGGACGACGUGCGCUAUCGGCAUGAACUUGAUGGUGAGCUCUUUUGCCCUUCUCGAUCUGACCUAAAGGAUGCUAAUGCUCGUGACCAGGCGUCAACGGGAGGCUUCGCCCUGGUAGCUCCUGUCCUGAGUCAGAUUGCGGUCGCCCUCGGCCCAACCAACAGCAUAAUCUGGCUAUCCCUCGUCUAUACCAUUGGUCUGGCUGUCGGACUCACGCUCGUCGGCCGUCUGUCCGACAUCUUCGGGCGCCGCUGGUUCUUCAUCGUCGGAACGGCAUUAGGCUGUCUUGGGGCCAUCGUUUGUUCCACGGCGAAGACGGUUCCGGUUCUCAUCGGUGGCCAAGUCCUAAUCGGUCUCUCCGCAUCGACAGGAUACUCCUACGCCUUCAUCAUCGGAGAGUUGGUUCCCGUCAAGUACAGGUUCAUGUUCAACGCACUCAUCUUCGUGUUCUCGUUUCCGACUGCGGGAUUCGGCGCUGCGAUAUCGACGGCUUUCAUCCUGCACACGAAAGCCGGGUGGCGAUGGGUG
Molecule: messenger RNA, 825 nt
Organism: Trematosphaeria pertusa
Lineage: Eukaryota; Fungi; Ascomycota; Dothideomycetes; Pleosporales; Trematosphaeriaceae
Exons: 1
Coding region: 155-364 (69 amino acids)
Source: RefSeq, a predicted model, not a curated record